AUGGGUCAGGAGAUCCGGCCGGGAUGCGGCCACGUGCCGGCUGUCGCGGCGGAGGAGCUGGUUGGAGGGGAAGGCGUUGUCCACGUUGUCGGUUCCUCCUGCGGGGGCCGGCUGUUCUCCAUCCAGAGCUGUCCGUAUCACUGUUUGCCGCCUCAGGCGGGGACUGCUGGGAGACUAGGCAACACAUCCUCGGGGACGUCAUUUCUUGAUGACGUCGAGUUGAUCNNNNUCAGGGGCACUCAUUCCCCUCGAGUGACUCCAAUGAGCGCAGCAGCUCUUCCAUCACUGCUGGUUCACGGCACCUAUUUCAAUCAUUGGAAUGCUAUCGUUACUAGUGGAGGCCUGAGGCCGAUGGGCCGGCAACAUAUCCACCUGGUGGACGCCACUGCAACACUGACGGGGGUCGUGAGUGGACUGAGGAAAUCGGCCGAAAUCUAUAUAUACAUUGACGCCAAAAAAGCCGCUGAGGACCACAUAGUUUUCUUACGGAGUGCCAACAACGUUUACCUCACUGCGGGAAAGGUGGACGGCGUGUUGGGGACGCAGUACUUCAGCAAGGUUGUCGAUGUUAAGAAGAGUGCUACCGUUGGCUCUGAGCAACUCCUCGAAUUCAAGCCUCUGUAG
Molecule: messenger RNA, 624 nt
Organism: Perkinsus marinus ATCC 50983
Lineage: Eukaryota; Perkinsozoa; Perkinsida; Perkinsidae
Exons: 7
Coding region: 1-624 (207 amino acids)
Biological process (GO): tRNA splicing, via endonucleolytic cleavage and ligation
Molecular function (GO): tRNA 2'-phosphotransferase activity
Source: RefSeq, a predicted model, not a curated record